Messenger RNA from Microdochium trichocladiopsis, 1254 nucleotides. RefSeq names its product phosphoglycerate kinase. Gene Ontology annotation, biological process: gluconeogenesis; glycolytic process. Gene Ontology annotation, molecular function: ADP binding; ATP binding; phosphoglycerate kinase activity. The transcript has 3 exons. Bases 1 to 1254 code for a protein of 417 amino acids. Gene Ontology annotation, cellular component: cytosol. The record is from RefSeq and is a predicted model, not a curated record. Lineage: Eukaryota; Fungi; Ascomycota; Sordariomycetes; Xylariales; Microdochiaceae.
AUGUCGCUCUCCAACAAGCUCUCCAUCACCGACGUUGACGUCCAGGACAAGCGUGUCCUGAUCAGAGUCGACUUCAACGUCCCGCUCGACGGCGACAAGAACAUCACCAACAAUCAGCGUAUUGUCGGUGCCCUGCCCACCAUCAAGCACGCCAUUGACAAUGGCGCCAAGGCCGUCAUCCUCAUGUCCCACCUCGGCCGCCCCGAUGGCAAGCCCAACCCCAAGUACAGCCUGAAGCCCGUCGUUGCCGAGCUUGAGAAGCUCCUGGGCAAGAGCGUCGAAUUCGCCCCCGACUGCGUCGGCCCCGAGGUCGAGGCUAUCGUCAACAAGGCCAGCGGCGGCCAGGUCAUCCUUCUCGAGAACCUGCGUUUCCACGCCGAGGAGGAGGGUUCCUCCAAGGACGCCGAGGGCAAGAAGGUCAAGGCCGACAAGGCCAAGGUCGAGGAGUUCCGCAAGGGCCUUACCGCUCUGGGUGAUGUCUACGUCAACGACGCCUUCGGCACUGCCCACCGCGCUCACUCCUCCAUGGUUGGUGUCGACCUUCCCCAGAAGGCUGCGGGUUUCCUCAUGAAGAAGGAGCUCGACUACUUCGCUCAGGUCAUCGAAUCGCCCAAGCGCCCCUUCCUUGCCAUCCUCGGUGGCGCCAAGGUGUCCGACAAGAUCCAGCUCAUCGACAACCUGCUCGACAAGGUCAACAGCCUCAUCAUCUGCGGUGGCAUGGCCUUCACCUUCAAGAAGACCCUCGAGGGCGUCAGUAUUGGCAACUCCCUCUUUGACGAGGCUGGCGCGCAGACUGUUGGCAAGCUCGUCGAGAAGGCCAAGGCCAAGGGCGUCAAGCUCACUCUGCCUGUCGACUAUGUCAUUGCCGACAAGUUCGCCGCCGACGCCAAGACCGGUACUGCCACUGACAAGGACGGCAUUCCCGAUGGCUGGAUGGGCCUUGACUGCGGCCCGGAGUCGGCCAAGCUCUUCAAGGAGGCCAUCGACGCCUCCGAGACCAUCCUGUGGAACGGCCCCGCCGGUGUCUUCGAGUUCGAGGCUUUCGCCAAGGGCACUAAGGCCACACUCGAUGCCUUCACCGCCGCCGUUGCCAAGGGCAAGACCGGCAUCAUCGGAGGUGGUGACACCGCCACUGUUGCGGCCAAGUACAACGCCGAGGACAAGUGCUCGCACGUCUCCACUGGCGGCGGUGCUUCUCUCGAGCUGCUUGAGGGUAAGGAGCUGCCUGGUGUCACCGCCCUGAGCUCGAAAUAG